AUGGAACCUCCAGCUGAAUCAUCUGCUAGGAUUGGUAGAACACAUGGUAACACUACUCAACAACGUUAUGAUUUGCAAAAUUCACAAAUGCUGUCAAAAAACAGUAGUAGUGGUCGCCUUAAAAAGCCAAAAGAAGAAGAAGAUUUAAGUAAUUAUUUCGAUCUAAAUGAUUCUAUUUCUUAUUCACCUACUGACGAUUUUAAUUCUUUUGAUGAUUUACCUGAAAAUUUUUUAGAUACAGAAGAAACACCACAAAGUAAUCAUUUUAAAUCUUUUUCUGCUGACAAUAUUAGAAGGAAUGGGAACUCUUUUAAUAAUAAUACUAAUUAUGAUAAAGAACCUAGAUAUCAUCGUUCUGGGUUAACUUCAUCAAGCAAAUCUUCCGACUUACUAACAGACUUACGGCAUACUGAUCCAUUUUCCCAGGACAAUGAUUUAGGUACUGGUUUUGACACUGUCUCUGAUAGAAGAAAUGGUCUUCAUCAAGCAACUUAUGAAAUACCUCCUCAAGGAUCAUCUACUUAUGUUUCUGAAAUUAAUCAUGUACGUGGUUUUGAUAAAGAACCAAUCAGUAAUGUAGAAUUGGCAUCAUCCAUGAUCUCAACGCUAGAAGGAGACGAUUCCACACCAACAACUUAUGAUUCUUAUGAUGAUAUGCCUGUUCCAAGGCAUACCCAAAGAAUAAUUCCUCCCCGUUCUGUUGUUGCACCUCCUCCUAAAGUAGAAAGUUCAGAAAAGGUUCAUGAAAUAAGGCCACCAAGACCAACAUAUAGGCCAUUAAAAACAGUUGUUACUGUUAAAAGAGAUUAUAAUAAUAGUGGUUAUGAUGAUACUCCUGUACGUCAUGUAAGUGAAGAAGUAAAAGCAGAAGCUGUACAAUCAUCAUAUGAUAUCGAGGAAGAUGAAAUGAUGAUUGAUACAGCUGAAUUGUGUAGAAGAAUAGCAUUUGAAUUAAAAAAAUAUAAAAUUCCACAAGUUCUAUUUGCUGAAAAAAUUAUUGGUCGAAGUCAAGGUACAUUAUCAGAUUUAUUAAGAAAUCCUAAACCUUGGGAUCAAUUAAAAACAGGAAAGUCUACUUUUAAAAAAAUGUUCGAUUGGGUUAAUUUAAAUCAAGAUGACAGGUUAUCUGUUUUAGGAAUGGAUGGCAAUGGUAAUAAAGUUUCAACGCCUCGAAGCGAGUCACUUUUAGAUCCACCUUCUCCUGCACCAAAUGCACGUCAUAGUGGAAAAACUAAAAGAUACUCCGGUGACGAAGGUCCAGCAAUAAAGAAACCUCGUUUAAUUUUUAGCGAUGUUCAAAAACGAACGUUACAAGCAAUUUUUAAAGAAACAGAAAGACCCAGUAAAGAAAUGCAGCAAACGAUAGCUGAACAUUUAGGUUUGGAUCCAUCAACAGUAUCGAACUACUUUAUGAAUGCACGUCGUCGAUCUCGUAACACACAAAUACAGCUUGAUUCAUAUACAGAUAGUAACGAUGGAAAUCCUAUAACACCACCACCAGAAACACCUAGUCGUCGAAAUUCAAAUAAACGUUCCAACUCAAGCAGAAAAAAAGAAGAUGAAUUGGGUAUCGGGGAUACCCAAAUUAAAACAGAAAUUGAUGAAAUUUCUGAAGCUAGUAUGUAA
Strongyloides ratti is the source of this 1626-nucleotide messenger RNA. RefSeq names its product Homeobox protein onecut. The record is from RefSeq and is a predicted model, not a curated record. Gene Ontology annotation, biological process: regulation of transcription by RNA polymerase II. NCBI's taxonomy places the organism in Eukaryota, Metazoa, Nematoda, Chromadorea, Rhabditida, Strongyloididae. Gene Ontology annotation, molecular function: DNA-binding transcription factor activity, RNA polymerase II-specific; RNA polymerase II cis-regulatory region sequence-specific DNA binding. The transcript has 2 exons. The coding region runs from base 1 to 1626 and encodes 541 amino acids. Gene Ontology annotation, cellular component: nucleus.